Haplochromis burtoni (Burton's mouthbrooder) is the source of this 1302-nucleotide messenger RNA. RefSeq names its product phospholipase ABHD3. Lineage: Eukaryota; Metazoa; Chordata; Actinopteri; Cichliformes; Cichlidae. The record is from RefSeq and is a predicted model, not a curated record. Gene Ontology annotation, molecular function: acetylesterase activity; monoacylglycerol lipase activity. Gene Ontology annotation, biological process: medium-chain fatty acid catabolic process; medium-chain fatty acid biosynthetic process.
UUCACCAAAAAUAAAAGAAGAACGCCUGCGCGCUCUAGAGCUCAACGCUGAAUGCUGGCGAUGAAGGCAUUAAACAUUAGUGCACUUCAUUCUGUCCUGUCAUGUUUCUGACUCAUGCGGAGGUAUGGGGGACAUACUGGGAGUGCGUUUUCACGCCGUUCACGGUGAUCAUCUGCUCCCUCACAGCCGCACUGUACUAUCUGUGGGGCCGCAAGUGUCAGAUGUGUGGUCUUCAACAACAGAGGUCUUGGAGGGGAGGAGCUGCUGACACCAGUCACCUACUGUGCUGCCAAUACUUCAGAUCUUGAGUGUGUGGUGCAGCAUGUCAAAGGGCUCUACCCCAGUGCUCCUGUGCUUGGGGCUGGUGUGUCUUUGGGAGGCAUGGUGUUGUUAAACUACCUGGCCCGUAAGCACACCGAGUCAGGAUUGGUUGCCGGCAUCACCAUCUCGGUACCCUGGGAUGCACGUAAGUCCUCUGACUCGAUGGAGGAACCGCUCAACUGGCUGCUCUUCAACAGGCACAUCACGAGAUGCUUGCACCGCGCUGUCACCAGGCACAGGAAGAUUUUAGAGAAAGUGGUGGAUGUUGACUAUGUCCUGAAGGCUCGGUCCAUCCGUGAGUUUGACGAACGCUACACGUCUCUGAUGUUUGGUUAUAGCUCAUGUAUGGAUUAUUACCGCGAUGCCAGCCCAGGCAAAAAGCUCCCCAAUACAGCCGUACCCAUCCUGUGUCUCAAUGCCGCUGAUGACCCUUUCUCUCCACAGACUGCCUUCCCAGUGUCUAUAGUCCAGGAUCUUCCUAACGUCGCCCUGGUAUUGACGGCCCACGGGGGACACAUUGCCUUCUUGCAGGGUUUUUUUCCUCGAGGUGAGAACUACAUGGAGCGCUUGUUUGGCCAGUUUGUGCACGCAGUCUUUGAACACCAGGAGGAAAUGAAGCAAGCCUGUGGUAUCAGAGAGGAGCAGAUGAAGGACUAACGAGCAAUAUGAAGGCACUUACACUGAAGUAAUACAACAUUUGCAGCUGCAACUCUGCUCAUCUACCUCAUGACCUCAGGUUCAUGUUCUGUAGACAGUCAAAUUUUCCUAUGAUUACACUUUGCAUGCUGUAGAGUGUGGAUGGGACACCAGUGGUUAAUGAGCUGACACUGUGUAAAGACCAGUAACACCCUGUGUGGGGUUUCAGAUAAUUGUAUCUGCUGCCAUAAAGUGUAAUAAUGAAUCGUAAGCGUAUCAUGAGGACCAGAUCACUAUGUAUGUGUGCUGAAUGUAUUUCUAUUAGCAGUAAAGUGAACAUCAGUU